Messenger RNA from Lytechinus variegatus (green sea urchin), 4663 nucleotides. RefSeq names its product collagenase 3-like. NCBI's taxonomy places the organism in Eukaryota, Metazoa, Echinodermata, Echinoidea, Temnopleuroida, Toxopneustidae. Gene Ontology annotation, molecular function: zinc ion binding; metalloendopeptidase activity. The transcript has 8 exons. Bases 376 to 2076 code for a protein of 566 amino acids. Gene Ontology annotation, cellular component: extracellular matrix. Gene Ontology annotation, biological process: proteolysis; collagen catabolic process; extracellular matrix organization. The record is from RefSeq and is a predicted model, not a curated record.
ACAACUGGAUGGAAACCCUUUUUGCUGUACAGUCCUCAUAUUUAAACAGUCGGUCGCAAGUGAAAUAUGUCACUAAAAACUGAAGCAUUGCAUGAUCUUGGUUUGUUCAAUCUAUAAACUCUUUCUAAGAGUGACGUUUCAUAUUGUUAUUGAAGGGAAGCUUAGAGCAUAUAAGCUUCCUUGUGACGGUAUAGCCCGAUCCAAUUUCUCUGCGAUCCAGUAUUACCGUCUCCAUUUCUACUACGGAUAAGGCGAAACGCGAUUUACUGUAGUGCAGCUUCUCAUUGGUUGGAGCGAUUACAUUAGGCAAGCAUUCGCACAUUUACUUUCUGCUUUGCUCCUGAACGUCGCAUUCGAGAUUGGACAAACUCUACAAUGAUGAUGGAAUUUGUUGGUAUCUCACUGUUGAUCGUCUGUUCUUGUGUCGUAGUCGAUGGUCAGGGACAUGGAGGAGGAGUUGCAGACUCACAAGAAGAUCUUGAAGCUGCGCUGAACUACCUUAGCAAGUACCAGGGCCUGCCGAUGUCCAACGACCCAAACACAAGGAUGUCUUUGAUAAGCCAUACCGAUCUUGCUUCCACCAUCCGCAAUAUGCAACUGUACAUGAAUGUGCCCCUGACAGGGCGCGUCGAUGCAGCUACCAAGGCCAAGAUGACCCAGCCCAGGUGUGGAGUACCAGACCCAACGGGUCAAGAUGCGGCAGGCCACGCCCUUGGUGGUAGAAUGAGAAGAUAUACGCACACUGGGGGAAAGUGGGAGAAUCCAAAUCUAACAUUCCGAAUCCUGAAUACUCCUCCAGAGCUUCGAAGACGUGAAGCUGAAGAUGCGAUCCGAAAGGCCUUCAAAGUGUGGGAGGACGUCACUCCGUUAAAGUUCACCGAAGUUCGCGGUGUAGAAAGGGCUGAUAUUUAUCUCAAAUUUGGUGCUGGUGCCCACGGCGAUCUUUUCCCCUUUGAUGGACCGGGUUUAACGUUAGCCCAUGCUUUUCCACCGCAGAGUGGAUGGGAUGAUCUCGAUGGUGAUGUGCACUUCGAUGAUGACGAGACUUUUACAGUAGCUACAUAUGAUGGUACAAACUUGUUCCAGGUAGCUGCUCAUGAAAUCGGUCACAGUCUCGGUCUAGGUCAUUCCAGUGACUCACAAGCCCUCAUGGCACCCUUCUACCCUGGCUACAUCCCUGACUUCCAACUUCCUUACGAUGAUCAACUUGGAAUUCAGAGAAUUUAUGGAAGUAAGAGACCCCCUGUUGAGCCACCUACAAAGCGACCUCAACCUGGACCUGAUCCUGGACCUAGUCCUGGUCCUGACCCAGGACCUAAACCUGGACCUACUACCAAGGCACCUGAUGGAAGAUGUAAGAAGACCUAUGACGCCAUUACACUUAUCAGAGGAGAAUUGUUCGCUUUUCAGAAUGACAUCUACUGGAGGCUACGGUUUCCACAGGAAUUGAUCUCCCGUGACACCGGCGAGCUAACAUCACACUUCUGGCAGGCAUUCCCAAAUAAAAUAGAUGCCGCCUACGAGAGAUAUUUUGAUCACAUGAUCUUCUUUUUUAAAGGAACCGAAUACUACAAAUAUAAUGGAUUAACCCUAGUUAGCGGGUAUCCAAAACCAAUCAAAAGUCUUGACCCAAAGCUACCGGGUAAUUUGGAUGCUGUUAUCGGAUUCCCAGAGUAUUCCAAGACAUACUUCAUCAAAGGUCGAAAAGUUUGGCGAUUUGACGAACUGGAGCAGAGAGUUGAUGAUCAGUAUCCGAUAAACAUCAAACAUGUAUUUCCUGGUGUGCCGAGUCCUGUAUCAUCUGCUUUUAUGCAUAAGGACGGUGCAGCUUAUUUCUUGAAGGGUUAUGAGUACUACCGCUACAAUGACACAUUGAGAAGCGUGGAUGGGCCCCCGCGUAGAUUCGGCGUUGACUUCUUGGGAUGCGAUCCUGCCAAACUUGUCCAACUUGGUCUAGAUUCUGGCAAUAGAACCGGAGGUCAUGGAGAUAGCAACAUCACCAGGCCUUCAAAAACUUUCACAUUGCUUUUAACAGUGGCAGCAAUUUUGCAUUUGUUUCACACUAGGUUUUACUAGGUUGUACUUUGAUAGGAUUCUUUUCAUUAAGCAUUACACUUCUUCCGAAUUUGGAAAUAAUGAGUUAUGUUAAACAGAGAGAUGGCAUUAUUCAGUAAAAAUUCUAAAUAUAUAAGUCGCGUAUGAGAAAAACUCAUGCCUAUAGUCUGACAGAAGUAAGGUUAUCAAAAUGGUCAAAGCACUUUGCUUACCUAAAACUGCUGAAGAAAUGAUCGAGCAUUAGAAUAAUAAUUAUUAAAUGUGGGACCUGUUCUUUGCAACAAUCAUGGCAAUGCUAUGAUGGUAUUGUGAUGCAUAACGAUAUCUAGUGUUCUGCUGGCGACUCGUAGGACUAAUAAAUGGUCUUCGAUCCCACAAAGAUAGCACUAUUGCAAGCCAACAAAACACAUCUCAGACGAAUGGUUUCUGAAUUGGUCGAGCCUUGUAAAGCACUAGAAAUUGCUGCAUUGUCGACCGAUCAUGUCUCCUCGGUCUCCUCUUACUUCGGAGACGUCGUAGGGGUGACACUUCCUCAACAUCGCCACAUUGUUUGAGACAGAACAGUAUUGAAAGUAUUGAAAGAACAGUAUUGAAAGAAAAUGAAAAUGUUUGAAUGUCAUACAAGUUGCUACAAACACUGCUAUAGUUUGUAUCGAAUUUGUAGAGACGUACCAGAGACACGUCUGCAACCAGAGUUGACUCGUUGGUCUACACUAACAUGACUUAGGAGAUGUGAAUACGUUUCACGCAUGGAACUUGUUAUCACGUGGAAUGACAGUUACCCAAACAACGUAGGGUGGAUUCUAAUAACCCUUUGAAAAAUUGACGAAUGAGAGGUUGCAUUAAACUGCUACACGUACUAUAAUUCAAGAUUAGAUAAUAGAAAUAAAACGAUUGACAGUCUGAUAUAGCACACUUGAGAGAACAUGUAAACAUCUUUCUUAAUGAAAUAUCUGUAAAACGAUUAUCAGAAAUAAAACGCAUCUAUAAAAUAUGCAGAUUAAUACAAUUUCGAAGAAUGCCGAGUACAUUUUCGCCGAAUUAUUGUGCCCAACCUGAAAAUUAUUCAGAAAUCAUCAAUAUUUGACUUGUUUUAAAAAUGACGCGUGAAAAAUCAUGUUAGAUAUUACAAUAAAAAAUAGCUGUAAAAUGGAAGUUAAGGACAUGGAAAAAAAUAUCAGAGGAACUUUCAUUUCUUUUUCAUUUUUACACAUUUGUAAAUAUGACUAUGAAAAUUUGUUUUAGUGGUGGUGCUGUAACUUGUUAAUCCUAGCUGCUUCUUGUUUGAUAUUUAUGUGAGUGUACAUUGUAUCAUGCUGUAGGAAAUUCUUAUAUUUCAGUAUUUACCCAAUGUAAAUAGUUAUUCGUUUAGAUUACUUCAAUUUUUUUUUAUAAUGGCCUACAAUUAGAUUUGACAUUCUUGAGCAUUGCCAUAAUCAUGAUAACUCGCUGGCGAGUCUACGAAAUAUGUGCAAUCAAAACUCAUGCUUUCUCAGCUAUCUCUCGGAAGAUAAGUAACCCACAAUAUUCAAAGAUAGUCGACUGAGUCGAUAUUGUGCAUUAUUUAUACAUAAUUGGAUACUCUGUUAAUGCAGGGGAGGUAAUCUGGUCCCUUAUCACGCUCUUUCAGAGUGAGAUGAGGUACCAGUCCUGAUGGAGUGAGAUUUUCAUCUUUCAAGAGUAAUUUUCAACCCUUUUGGAGUUAAAGUGAAAAACAGAUGCACACUUUCACUCCUAAAAAGUGAAAGCUCACUCUUGAAAGACCGAAAUCCACUCCAUCAGGACUGGUUCCUCAUCUCACUUUGAGAUGAGCGUGAUUAGGGACAAGAUUAGCUCCUUUGCAUUUACGAGCAGGUCUACUAUAUAAUCAUCCUUUCAUUUUUCAACAUAGGUUAAAAAACACUGCAUUUUGUUGUUUCUUUAAUACACUUGCUGGCAAGUGUGGUUUCAAUAUUAGUGCAAAUAUUUUGCAAGUAUAAUGUGCUUAAGAAUUCACAUCGUCCUUUUCUUAUAUACAUAAUCCUAGAGAAAUCUUUUGCAAGAUUUAAGAAUAAAAUUACAGUUACAACCAACGAAACCGACUCCAAACCGACCGAUGUGAUGUCAUUUAAAAUAUUGUAAUAGUUUGAUCGGUUUAAUUGGUGUUACAGUGACUACAAAAUUACAUGUAUAUAUGAGAAACACUUAAUUUUGACCUAAUGGUUGUGAAAUGUUUUUUUAUCUAAUUACUUUUCUCCAACUUUUCAGAAAGUGCAUACAUGCAAGCAUCUUAUGCUCUCCACCGAAAAUAUUGUGGAAAGUCACUUUCCCUAAAAGUUAUAUAUCAAAUGUAUGAGAUUUUGCCUGUUUUUUAAUCAUUAAUUGUUGUAAAUUGUUACCGCGAUACAAAAAUACAAAAAACUAAACAAUUAUUUGGUCGUAAAUACGUUUCUUUUUUUUUCUACCCGACUCUUAUAAAAAGGUUCAUUUGUAUUUAUAUGUGUACAUUGAUUUUUACCACGCUUUGUUGGGUUCUCCCAACAUCUACAUUUUGACAUUUAUCGUUUCCUGAAAUGAAUUUUCUUUGUAAUAAUUACCGCUUCUGCAAAUACAAUGUCAUCUUAUUGAA